CAUGCUACCAAAAGUCGAAACAGUGGAUGUUUCUAUCAAUAAGUGGGUGUAACACCAACUUCCUUCAAAAUAAAUACACGACAACAACCGAGCCGACAGUAGCUACUCUUCUUCUUACAAAACCCAAAACCUCUGCCAAAUCAGAACCGUGGAAAGAGGAACAAAAGAGAAAAUCAAUGGCUACAAUUCACCGAUUUAUGUCUUCUACCAUGAUGAGGCCCACUCUACCUCUGCCCCAUUCUCCCUCCCAUCAUCAGUUCCUGACUCGCAACAUCUCAACCAAUUCCUGUUCCAUCUCAACAUCCCACAAUCUCCCAAACCCUAAAUACCAAACCGCCCGGAAAACCGGGCCGCCCCGGUCAGUCGAGCUGGACCGAAUUCCGUCCACCUCCAACGACAGUGGUAGUGAUGAGAUGAUGAGCGAGGGAUUCUUUGAAGCGAUCGAGGAAUUGGAGCGGAUGGCCCGCGAGCCGGCCGACAUCCUCGAAGCGAUGCACGGCCGCCUCUCUGACCGGGAGCUGCACUUGGUCCUGGUGUAUUUCUCCCAGGAAGGACGGGACUCGUGGUGCGCGUUGGAGGUCUUCGACUGGCUGCGGAAGGAGAACCGGGCAGACAGUGAGACUGUUGAAUUGAUGGUCACGAUCAUGUGCGGCUGGGUUGAUAAGAUGGUCCAGGGUGAUCACGCUGUCGGUGACGUUGUCGGGCUGCUCAAGGACAUGGAGUGCGUCGGGCUCACGCCGAGGUUUAGCAUGAUUGAGAAGGUGAUUUCGGUGUAUUGGGAAGUGGGGAAGAAGGCAGAAGCGGUGAUGUUUGUGAGGGAUGUUUUGGAGCGGGGCGUUGAUUAUACGGUCGAUGGUGGGGAGAGCAAUAGGGGCGGACCCACUGGGUAUCUUGCUUGGAAGAUGAUGGUUGAUGGAGACUAUCUGGGUGCGGUUAAAUUGGUGAUCGAGUUCAAGGAAAGUGGGUUAAAACCUGAGGUUUAUAGCUACCUUAUCGCAAUGACAGCAUUGGUUAAGGAGCAGAAUGAAUUCUCAAAAGCUCUACGUAAGCUAAAAGGCUCAAUGAAAGAUGGUUUGAUACCCAAACUUGACACAGAGGACAUGGGACUCAUUGAAAAAUAUCAAUCCGGUCUUAUCCAGGAUGGGGUUCGUUUAUCUGAUUGGGCCAUUCAAGAGGGAAGCUCUGGACUUUUGGGGUUAGUUCACGAAAGGCUUCUUGCCAUGUAUACAUGUGCUGGUCGAGGGCUUGAGGCCGAGCGCCAGUUAUGGCAUAUGAAGCUUGCAGGUAAGGAGCCUGACAGGGAGCUUUAUGACAUCGUUUUAGCCAUUUGCGCCUCCCAAAAGGAGGAUGGUUCUGUUCGGCGGUUGCUUGCCAGAAUGGAGGCCAUGAAUCUGGUGCCUGGAAAGAAGACCUUAUCAUGGUUGCUGCGUGGUUAUAUUAAAGGAGGGUACUUCGAAGACGCUUCAAAAACUCUAACAAAAAUGCUCGACUUGGGUUUGAAUCCUGAGUAUCUGGAUAGGGUGGCCGUGUUGCAGGGAUUAAGGAAAAUCAUCCAACAGUCAGGAAAUGUUGAGCCUUAUCUCAACCUCUGUAAGCGCCUUGCUGAUGUGGAUCUGAUCGGGCCGUGUCUUGUAUAUCUGUAUAUUAGUGGCUAUAGACUUUGGGUUAUAAAAAUGGUGUGAGAGCUUCAGUGGAAGGCGUCGAUUGGAGACUGAUAAGGGAUGCAUGAAGAGGCUGGCAGAGCCUUCCUGGAGAGGAUUUUCUAUGUGAAUUUGUAUAGCUAUGGAUACCUGUAGAAAGAUGAAAGAAUUUCAAACUUUGCAUUUACAGUAUAAAUAAUGUACAUAGGCACAGGCCAGUUUGCUGUUAACUUCCAAGUGUAUUGUUAAGUCCCAGACGGCGACCACUAUUUCUCUCAAUAUUUGGAGCAAGAUAGUGUUGUUGGAAAUAUGGUAUAUGGCUUACAACUUUGAAGGGAA
Messenger RNA from Magnolia sinica, 1979 nucleotides. Its product is annotated as pentatricopeptide repeat-containing protein At2g30100, chloroplastic. The coding region runs from base 27 to 1682 and encodes 551 amino acids. The record is from RefSeq and is a predicted model, not a curated record. The transcript is spliced from 2 exons. Lineage: Eukaryota; Viridiplantae; Streptophyta; Magnoliopsida; Magnoliales; Magnoliaceae. Gene Ontology annotation, molecular function: protein binding.